Molecule: messenger RNA, 780 nt
Organism: Protopterus annectens (West African lungfish)
Lineage: Eukaryota; Metazoa; Chordata; Ceratodontiformes; Protopteridae
Gene: ASCL5
Product: achaete-scute family bHLH transcription factor 5
Exons: 1
Coding region: 187-756 (189 amino acids)
Biological process (GO): developmental process; regulation of transcription by RNA polymerase II
Molecular function (GO): DNA-binding transcription factor activity, RNA polymerase II-specific; RNA polymerase II transcription regulatory region sequence-specific DNA binding; protein dimerization activity
Source: RefSeq, a predicted model, not a curated record
UUCAGUUAACUCUAACUUCUUUCCAAUGCGUAUUUGAGAACUAAAUGUAAAUGGUAAAAAUUGACAGUGAAUGAACAACACUUAACUUCUUACAUUUUCAAGAUUAUCAGAGAUACAGGUAGAUGAAACCACAAUUUUAAGGUUAACUAUCAGGCAGAUUGUUGUGUCUUGGUGAAACACUGAGCAAUGAACAAUAACUACUCCAGAGCUUUGUCUAAAAGGAGAACUAUAGUAUCUCCAAGCUGCAUGCAAUUUGGAGUUCCAGCGCAUCAUGGCCCUAGUCAUUUUACACCAAGAGAUGCCUUUGCACACUUGCCUUUUCUGUUUUACCCAGCUAAUAUAGACCCAACUUACUAUGAUGCCUACAGCAGAAUCGUUUCUUAUAUGCCCUUCCAUGGACAUUUUGGAGUGUAUGACUGUCCCUUUGAACCAGUUUUCAUCCAGAAAAGAAAUGAAAGAGAAAGAAUCAGAGUGAAAUGUGUAAAUGAGGGCUAUGCCCGACUUCGAGAUCAUCUUCCUGGUGCCAUGUCUGAAAAGCGACUUAGCAAAGCUGAGACCCUCAAAGCUGCCAUUAAGUACAUAAAGUACCUGCAGGACCUACUAAGUCGAGUGCCAGAAGAAGUAAAACAGUCUGAGGAAAGUGCUGCAUCACCUGACUAUUUGGUAGCUUCAAAACAGGAAAGCAUCAGCAAUGAGGAAUCCAAAAUGUCAUCAAAGUCAUCAUCAUCUUUGUACUGCAAGACUGAGGGGAUAUAGCAAAACGAUAUUUUAGCUUUCAGA